Dioszegia hungarica is the source of this 1137-nucleotide messenger RNA. RefSeq names its product ketopantoate reductase PanE/ApbA-domain-containing protein. Gene Ontology annotation, molecular function: oxidoreductase activity. NCBI's taxonomy places the organism in Eukaryota, Fungi, Basidiomycota, Tremellomycetes, Tremellales, Bulleribasidiaceae. Gene Ontology annotation, cellular component: cytoplasm. The transcript is spliced from 6 exons. The record is from RefSeq and is a predicted model, not a curated record. Bases 1 to 1137 code for a protein of 378 amino acids.
AUGUCCACAUCUGCACCUCCCCCAGUCGAGAUCUUGCUCGUCGGUCUCGGCUCAAUCGGCUCAGUCUAUGCUUAUCUUUUGGAGAAGUCAGGAAGAGCCAGAGUCACAGCGGUCGCUCGAUCGAAUUAUGAGCUGUACGCCAACGAAGGUGUGACGCUCAAGACCGACAAAGUCGGCGACAUCCCGGGCUGGAGACCACAUCGAGUCGUCAAGUCUCAAGCAGAAGCUCUGACCCCUGGAAAGCACUACGACUUUUGCCUCUUGACUACCAAAUGCCUCCCCGACGUUCUGCCAAAUACAUCCCUCCUCGCGCCUGCUAUCGCCAGUGGUCAGAUCGGAGCAUGGUGUUUGAUCCAGAACGGUCUCGGGGUGGAGCGGGAGCUGCAGGAGGCUGUGGAAGCAAGUGGAACGCCAAUGAUCUCGAGCUUGGCGUGGAUUGGGGUGAUGGCGAAGGAGAAUGGGGCUGUAGUGGAGUGGAGAGGAGCGGACACGCUGGUAUCGGGUAUCUACCCGCCAAUACCUCGUCUCAGACCUUCGUCUGCCUCACCUCAGACAUCUCAACCCACACGCGUGUUCACCGAAAGAGAGACCGCGGCGCUGGAAGCAUGGCGCAGUCUGCUAGAGGAAGGAGGAGCCAACAUCAAGACCACAGAUCACGUUGAUGCUGUACGGUACGCCAAGAACAUCUGGAAUGCAACUUGGUCAUCUAUCCAAGCUCUAUCACGCACAUACCCCUCAACGUAUGCCGCUCUGCCCGCAGCAACCGUCGCACCCAUCAAGAAGAUGAUCCGAGAGAUCGUCGAUGUGGGUUUCGAAGCUGGCCUGCUGAGAGAGGGCGAUCCGCAGUACAACCUGGGCGGGAAGGGGAUGGGUAGUAGGCAAGAGCUCGCGGAUCAGUGCUGGGAAAUCAUAACAAAGAUGGCUUUGACCAAGAUUGCGAAUGGCCAAACACCGCACAAGAUGUCCCUCUGGAUCGACGUCGAGCAGAAUCGGCCAAUAGAGGUCGAGGUCAUUGUCGGCGAGGUGGUGCGGCUGGCAAAGGAGGUGGGGGUGGAUGUGCCGAGAGUGGAGAUUGUGGAGGCGCUGAUGAGGGGUCUGCAGGCGGAUAUCUUGGAGCGGCGAGCAUCAUCAAAUUAA